GGGAAUGACAGUGGAUACGCGCGCGCGUGGGCGUCGACACACCUGGGGAACUACGCGAACGCGCAACCCGCGCAGCCGUCCGUCCGUCUUCUCCCCGCGAGGUCCCGCGGAGUGAAACGCGCGCAGCAGCAUGUACACGACGGAGCGCCGGAGAAUGAGCCUGCACGACCAGCGCCGGAAAGACCCCGUGCGCGUGUCCGCCGGCAGCCUGUGGCAGGACGCCUCGGCCGUGGACCCGAGCGGCGCGGGGAAACCGCUCACCUCCCCGCGCAGCCGGACCCGCGCCGUGUCCGUGGCCUACAUCGUGAACGAGGACGCGUCGGAGCCGCGCGGCGAGGAGAACUUAACCGUGGACUGCUUGAAGGAGGCGUGCGCCGACGCGCACGCGCUUUUCAAAACUAUUUCGUUCGAGAGAAUAUCGUUGGGCGCCACAGACAUUCUGGAUAGUUUCUACAACGCAGAUGUGGCCGUGGUGGAGAUGAGCGACUCCUUGUGCCAGCCUUCCCUUUACUAUCACCUGGGAGUGAGAGAAAGUUUCAGCAUGACCAAUAACAUCAUCCUCUACUGUUACAAGCAGGACAGUGACGUGCAGGCGCUCAAGGAGCAGUGCGGCACGUACACGUUCAUCCCGUACGUGGUGUCGCCUCAGGGCAAAGCGUUCGCCUGCGACGCCACGAUCAUGAUGAGCGGCAUCAAGGACCUGAUGCAGCCCAGCUUCCAGCUGGAGCCCCUGCUGACCCCGCUGGUGGAGAGGAUGGUGCAUCUGCUGAACAAUGUGCAAGUUCAGUCCAGCGAGUACUUCCAGGAGUCCAUCAGGCACGAGAUCCGUACGGCGCGGGAGCGCUUCAGCGGCCGAGCGCUCAGCGAGGAGUUGAGCCGCAUCCAGAAACGACUGGACAGCGUGGAGCUGCUCACCCCCGACAUAGUCAUGAAUCUGCUGUUGUCCUACAGGGACAUCCAGGACUACGACGCUAUAAUCAAACUGGUGGAGACGCUGAACGACCUGCCCACGUGUCUGGUAGCAAAACAUCAGAACAUCAAAUUUACCUACAUAUUUGCUCUAAACAGGAGAAACAAGUCAGGCGAUCGCGCCAAGGCCUUGGAGGUCAUUCUUCCCAUCGUGGAGUCCGGGGUCAAUGUGGUGUCGGACAUCUACUGCCUGUGUGGACGCAUCUACAAAGACAUGUUCAUGAGCUCCGGCUUCACGGAUCAGGGCAGCAGAGACCAGGCCUGCUACUGGUAUGGGAAGGCCUUUGAGACGGAGCCAACCCUUCACUCGGGCAUCAACAACGUGGUCCUCCUGAUGGUCGCUGGACAUGAAUUCGACACUUCCAUCGAGCUGCGCAAAACCGGUGUGACUCUGAGCACCCUGCUGGGUAGAAAGGGAAGUCUGGAGAAGAUGAAGAACUACUGGGACGUCGGCUUCUACCUCGGAGCGAACAUCCUCGUCAACGAGCAUCGGAAAGUCACCGCGGCCUCAGAAAAACUCUACAGGCUGCAGGCCCCGGUCUGGUACGUGGCGUCCAUCAUGGAGACCUACAUCCUGUACCGGCAGUUUGCAAAGCUACCUGAGGUGAAAUCCGCUAAACAGGACACCAUGGACUUCUGGAUGGAGCUGCUUCUGCAGGCCUGUAAACCCACUGACUCCACAGGCCGCUGCCCAGUGCUCAUUCUGGAGCCCAGCAAAGUCCUCCAACCAGCUAUUGUGUGUGUGAGCGAGGAGGACCAAAGUCGCACCGUCCAGCUGGAACACGUCACGCCCUUAGAGAAAGGCUUACACCAGUGGACUUUCCCGGCCUCUGCAAUUCGAGGAGUGAGUGCCUCAAAGAUUGAUGAGCGGAGCUGCUUCCUGUACGUCCACUUCAACUCGGAUGACUUCCAGCUCUGCUUCCCCUCUGAGCUUCACUGUAAAGGCUUCUGCGAGCUGGUGAACUCCCUGCUUCAGCUGGCUCAGCAGCCCGACCGGGACCAGGACCCUGUGGCUGAGGGAAUCCCAGAGUACAUCUACGAGACCAACGACAACGGCGACAAGGUGGUCUUGGGCAAAGGGACCUACGGGGUGGUGUACGCUGGGAGGGACCAGAGCAACCACGUGCGCAUCGCCAUCAAGGAAAUCCCAGAGAGGGACCGCACGUACUCGCAGCCCCUUCACGAGGAAAUCGCUCUGCACAAGAGGCUCAAACACAGGAACAUUGUUCAGUACCUCGGCUCCGUCAGUCAGAAUGGCUUCAUCAAGAUCUUCAUGGAGGAAGUACCUGGAGGAAGUUUGUCCUCCCUCCUGCGCUCCAAGUGGGGUCCCCUGAAGGACAACGAGGCCACCAUCACCUUCUACACCAAACAGAUCCUGGACGGACUCAAGUACCUUCACGACAAUCAGAUAGUCCACAGGGACAUCAAGGGGGACAAUGUGCUGAUCAACACGUACAGCGGCGUGCUGAAGAUCUCUGACUUUGGAACCUCGAAGCGCUUAGCAGGGAUCAACCCCUGCACGGAGACAUUUGCUGGAACUCUCCAGUACAUGGCCCCGGAGAUCAUAGACCAGGGGCCUCGGGGUUACGGGAAGCCGGCCGACAUCUGGUCCCUGGGGUGCACUAUUAUAGAAAUGGCAACAGGCAAACCGCCCUUCCAUGAGCUGGGAAGUCCUCAGGCAGCAAUGUUCAAGGUGGGCAUGUUCAAGAUCCACCCCAAGGUUCCGGAGUGCAUGUCGGACGAGGCGAAGGCCUUCAUCAUGAAGUGCUUUGUGCCGGAACCCGACGACCGAGCCUCCUCCGCCGAGCUGCUGAGCGACCCCUACCUCCGGCCGUCCCACAGGAAGCGGGCCAAAGCGCCGCAGGAGUCGGAGCCCGUGGAUCACGUCUCUGCCGCGGACUACCAGCGCAGCCUGUCCGUACCCAUCUCCAUCCUGGUGGAGGACACGGACUCGUACUCGGGUUCCAUCGACCUGUCCUAUUCGCUGGACCUCAGGAGGCACCAGCCCCUCCGCGGGGCGGAUGACUACUCCGGGAGCCCCCCCAGCACCUGCAGCCUGUUGUCAAUACCAGAGGACCCGUCGGACAUGAGCAGUCCCGCCUCGGCAGAUGAGAACAUGGGUCUUUUUAUGCUGAGAAAAAACAGUGAGCGGAGAGCCACGCUGCACCGAGUCCUCACCGACUACAUCAGCCUCGUCGUCUCUAACAUACUGGAGUCCGUCCCUCCGCAUGACAGGGGGACAGCGCUGACCGCGGACAACAUCACGGAGCUCAUCAGCUGCCUGCGGGACAACAUCCACACCCCCGACCGGAAGCAGCUGUCCGGCCGCCUCCAGGCGCUCCGGGCCGCCAUGCGCUCUGCCGCAGUGUCGCCCAGCAGCCUGCAGGCCGUGCUCUUCAGCUUCCAGGAUGCAGUGAAGAAGGUGUUGAGGCAAGAGCAGGUGAAACCUCACUGGAUGUUUGCCCUGGACAAUCUGCUGAGGCAGGCCGUGCAGGACGCUAUCACUGUGCUGCUACCAGAGCUGAAACUCCAGCUGCAGUCCUCGUUUGAGACGGAGGACAGCAAUACUGAGGAGCAGUGUGCUGACCCGGACACCCCUGUGGUUCUUGUCCCCGACGGGGUGUUUUUGCCCGAUGACGCGGAGCAGACGGCGUCCACGUGUGACGUGGAAAGACCCGACUCGCCCGCAGACAGCAGCAGCUCCCUCAGCGAGAAACUGAGGGAGCUGCGGCUCGAGACGGGCAGACUUCUAAGUCAGCUGAAUGAGAAGGAGAGAGAAUAUCAGCAGCUGCUGAGGAACUCUGUCCAGAGGAAGCAGGAGCAGAUAGAUGCACUGAGGAGAGCUGAAGUCACUGAGGGCGGAUGUGCACCGGCCACAGAGAACAGCUCCGAACCAGAAGCCAAGGCUUUGGUGGACUGGCUCAAUUCCCUCCCCGUAGAUCAAAACACCAUCAAUAAGUUGCUCGCUCAUGACUUCACCUUGGACUGUCUCCUGUACGUUGCCUCCAGGGAAGACUUGAUGUACUGUGGAAUAAGAUGUGGCAUGCUGUGCAGAAUCUGGGCGGCGAUCAGCGCCCGUAGGAAGACCCCGCUGAGGACACACAAUGAGGACAGCGAGGACACUCUCCUCUAACGGCUGCUGGUGUUGUGCGCGAAAGGACAGUAUUAUCGGGAGGACCGUCUCUGCAGGGACAAAAAGCGGGAUACGUUCCGGUUGCCUUGUCGGACACUGAUAUUUGUAUUUUUCCCCAGAAGAUAUCGAACAUUUCUUCUGGUUUUAGGUGCAGUUAAAAUGUUAAGUCAGAUGCUAUUUUUUUUACAUUUUCUCAGGGCUUUGGCUAAUGAGACAACUGACAACCGACUUAACGUCUUUAGGGUACUGAUUUAUCUACAAACAGACCGAUAAAUAUGCCGUGUGUAUCUAUGAUUGUGUAAUGUAGCCUUCUGGUGACUCUUUUUAACGGUGUUUUACAGAAAACUUUAAGUUAUUAUUAUUAUUAUUGUACUGGGCGAAAACCAGGUUAAUUUUUACUAUGAAUGCUGUCAAAACCCCUUCAGAGAAUAAACAAAAACCUUCGAUCUCUUAGAGAGGCCUUUUAUCUGCACGUUUGCUUGUAGAAGAGAGCGCGUGAUGUGGGCUGGAACAAGUGAUGAGGUGGUGAACGGUCUUAAAAUUCCACACGUGUUCCCUCAUCUGUUUUCACAGUGUUGACGUCUCCUUAGAAACGACUGUGUGUGUGUGUGUGUGUGUGUGUGUGUGUGUGUGUGUGUGUGUGUGGAUCUGUGUGCCAGUGCAGUUUUUGCUUUUCGAAUGUCCGACAUUCUUCUCCUGAAUAAUUUAGUUCCAUCCUCACUUUUCUCAAGUAUUGAGUUCGGAAGUUGGGCUUCAGUUGCUGUAGGAAAUAAGCGUGGAGGCAAAGCUGAGAAUCGGGGCGUUUGGAGAUGGGGAACAAUAGUUGUGCACAUGUGAUCUGUAAUUCCCGAUGAGUUGUGGUGACCUCAGUGGUCCUUUGUGGGGGCAGAAGGAUGUUAUCACAUUAUAGUGAUCAGCACAGCAGAGGCUUGUUAAAUGAAAUCCAUGCCGAGAGACCUGAUAAUCAAGGCACUUGGAGUUAUAUAAUUAUAAUUCAGUUUUGAGCUAAACUGUCGUUCAUAUUCUUUUUACAUGACCUUGUUUGACUUUGGGUGUCUGUUAAGUGAUUAUAUUAAGUGAUUAUUUAUGUUAUAUAUGCUCAGUUUCUCUCUACCUACUGUCAAAGUAAUUAAAAUCAAUUGCAGUGUGUUCAGACCACCUUCAAAAAAAACCUUCCAAAAAUGUUUGAGUAGUAUCUCCCUUCUCUGUCUUAGUAGAUUUAUAAUAUUUAUUAUUCCUUCCGCAUAAUAAAGUUCAAGGAAAACCUCUCGGAUCCCUUUUAGCCCAAAUACUCACAGUAAAGAUGAUUUACCUCUACAAUAAUCCAGAAUGAGCAAAUACGAGGUUGCAAGGUUUUUUCUGUAAUAAAUGAAUCUUACUGACGGCGACGCGCUCGUACAUUUGUUUUUCCAAAAUACCUGUCUGCCUGUCUAAUGUUAAUUUCUCCUCUCGAAUUAAAAUAAAACCGUGAGAUCAA
This is a messenger RNA of Gasterosteus aculeatus aculeatus (three-spined stickleback), 5579 nucleotides long. Its product is annotated as mitogen-activated protein kinase kinase kinase 5. The record is from RefSeq and is a predicted model, not a curated record. NCBI's taxonomy places the organism in Eukaryota, Metazoa, Chordata, Actinopteri, Perciformes, Gasterosteidae. Gene Ontology annotation, molecular function: ATP binding; MAP kinase kinase kinase activity. Gene Ontology annotation, biological process: protein phosphorylation; MAPK cascade; cellular response to stress.